AUGGACACCAGUGACGAUGUGGUUUUUCCGACUAAAGGAAGAAAAAGAAAUUUGCAAUGUGAUGAGGUGUUUAAUAAACAGGCACGGGUAGAGGGAGUCCCCGACAGGGUCAACACGAGCACGGUGCGUAUAGAGAUUCGCAGUUCCAUUGGAAAAGAGGUUGACUGCCCCAUCAGAGCUGAAUUUAUUAAUCCUCCUACAAUUGGGAGUGGGAGAAGUGCGCCGCCCGCGGAGCGGUUAGUAACCCCCGAACAGAAGUUACGCACAGAAGGCCGACUCCAAAAUAGCGAUACCGUCUGUAACAUCUUGUCUUUUAUGCCCUUCUCCCAAAGAUGGAGCUGCAAAUUAUUAAGUAGGUCCUUCUACCAAGCCUUUCACACGAAAUAUGCAUGGAAUCACGUAGAUGUACGGUUUCUAGAUGUAGACAUUUUUAAGUUCAAUUUUUUGAAAACGUUCAACAGGCACUUUGUGAAUACCUUCUCCUUAUUUUUAUCGAUAAAUGAGAACACAAGCGCAGAGCCGACCAUCAAUUUAGCUAUGAAUAAUUUCCCACGCUUGACUGAUCUUCGCCUGUACUGUCGGAAAAAAAACAACAAUUAUAUUUUUGAGGGGGUUCACCCGAUGGUUUCGAGUCUACUGAGCGGGAAGGCGACUGUGGCGCAGGGGGAAGUACAUAGAGAAGGGAAGAAUCCGAAGGAGGGCGACACCUCGAACGACAAACACGAGCAUGGGGAUGGUAGUGCCUCUGGAAUGAUUUAUCCGCGGGAGCGUCCUGGUAACCACUGUAGCCAGUCUCCUGUAGACCUCCCCGAUUGGGAUUUGGAGCUGAACGACCUUUUUUUGUAUAGUCGAUAUUAUGGACAUAGGGAAGGAGAGCGUCAAAAUGGGAGGGAUAACGAAGAGGACGAUGGUGACGAGGUCGCGCAGGAGGUGGAGGAUCCCGCGGAUAACCUUCACGCAAUUGCAGCGCGAACGCAUAUAUGGAAAGCGAAAAAGAUCCAAUUGUCUAACCAAUUUGAGCACCUAGAACGGUUGGUGUUGGACGUGAAAAUUAGAGGAGAUGAACUUCUCCCUUUUGUUGGAAAAAUGACUAACCUAAAGGACAUAAUCCUAAGCAAGCUCCUAUACACAGACAAGCUAAACCGGGCUCAGUGCAUAACCAUAUUUACAUGCUUUAUUGAGCAGAUAAAAAAAAAUAACAUUCGUGUAUUGCAACUUGGGUUGUUCUUCACGCGCGAGUACAAACCGACUGACUAUAUAGACAAUGAACUAUUUCGAAAAAUUGUAAAGGGAAGGACGGAACAUACCUCUCAUGUAGAUAAGGAGGAGGGGGACGAGCUUAUAUAUAUCCUUCACAAGAACCACUUGCAUUCGCUCUACUGUCUCUGGAGCAACGACCUCUUCAUAUCGUUCGAUAUGUACGAGCGGAUUCAUACCUUCAGCAACCUGAAAAUAUGGAUCCUGCCCGGCUGGCGCGCUCUAUCACUGGUGAAGCAGUGA
Molecule: messenger RNA, 1500 nt
Organism: Plasmodium knowlesi strain H
Lineage: Eukaryota; Apicomplexa; Aconoidasida; Haemosporida; Plasmodiidae
Product: F-box protein FBXO6, putative
Exons: 2
Coding region: 1-1500 (499 amino acids)
Molecular function (GO): protein binding
Source: RefSeq, a predicted model, not a curated record